AUUCGUCUUUCCCUCUUCAGACUGGGAGAACGUUCUUACCGUCCAUUCCACUUUGGCGUUCACUUCUCCGGUGAAUUUUGGAUCGGUAACUUCGCCGGAAUCUAAUCCCCACUCCGGAGAGUGACACGUAUUCUUUGUUGAGGUGAGUUCCGGUCGCCAUCGUUGUCGGAAUCUGCUGUUUCCAUCUCGGAGCUCGACCUGUGAAGGAAUAAUAAAGACUAUUGGAUUCAAUUGCCUAUCUUUUUCUCUGGCAAAUCCUGAUUUAAAGUACUCACAGGGGACUACUUAGCACCAAAGUCUAUGGAGGAAACAAAUACUGUGAGGGAAAAUUUUCCUCCUGAAUCUUCUACAUCACAGCCAUUAGCUUCGCAAGACGGUGAACACAGUGAACUGAAAGUUCCGAUAACCCAAGUUGCUAAUGAACAAGUAGAGCCUGAUCAUCUGAGCAAUGUGGUAGAAGAUUCUGAAAUAGCAGUUAUACAAGAUGGGUCUGAUUCUCGAGCUCCGAGCCAGGAUUCACUUCUUCCAGAAGGGAAUCUAGGAACAUUAGAGCCUAAAGUUCAGGAAACUGCAGCGGCGACCUCAGAAGCUAUUCCAUUUUGUUCUUUGUCAGAUACCCCCAAAACAGAACCUAACCAUCAAAGCACUGAGACAAAAGAUUCUGCUAUAGCAAUGGUGCUGGAUGCUUCUGAUCACCCAGUACCUUCCCAGGUUUCACUUAGUCCAGAAGAGAAUCCACAAACAGAAUGCUCAAAAGCAACAGGUCCAGAAACGAUAGAGUCCAAAGAAGAUGAGGUGGUACCUGAACCCUCAGAAGCACAACCUGGUGAUGCUUCAAAGCAAUCUGCAGACUGCAGUUCUGUUAGCAUUGCUGAUCAGGAUAACAAUGUAUCAAUACCUUAUAUUUCCUCUGGUGAAGGAAAGGACUCUCAAAAUGAUCAUCAUGUUGGGCCAUCUCAUGAGCUCAGUCGGCCACUGGCAAAGGAUGCAAACAUUGGUAAUAAAGGACCAGAGCAUCUUGAUGCUUCUCCGCAUGUAAAACGGGUUGAUGUAUACAGAGGCCUUGUUGAUACUGCAGCACCUUUUGAAUCUGUCAAACAAGCUGUUUCAAAAUUCGGAGGAAUUGUUGAUUGGAAAGCCCAUAAAAUCCAGACUGUUGAGAGGCACAAGCAUGUAGAAGAAGAACUUGAGAGUGCAAAAGAAGAGAUUCCUGAAUACAGGAAACAGUCUGAGGCUGCUGAAGAUGCAAAAACCCAAGUACUAAAGGAGCUCGAUAGCAUGAAGAGGCUCAUAGAACAACUGAAGCUUAACCUAGAAAGGGCACAAACUGAAGAGCACCAAGCAAAACAGGACUCUGAACUUGCCAGGCUCAGGUUUGAAGAAAUGGAGCAAGGAAUUGCUGAUGACGCGAGUGUUGCUGCCAAGGCACAACUUGAGGUUGCCAAAGAAAGGUAUGCAGCUGCAGUUGCAGAGCUGAAAUCUGUGAAAGAUGAGUUGGAAUCAUUGAAGGGGGAGUAUGCUUCUUUAGUUACUGAGAAGGAUGUGGCUGUAAAGAGAGCUGAGGAGGCUGUUUCUGCCUCCAAGGAAGUUGAGAAGACAGUAGAGGAUCUGACACUAGAUUUGAUUGCAGCAAAAGAAGCUUUGGAAUCUGCCCAUGCUGCACAUUUAGAGGCAGAGGAGCACAGAAUUGGAGCAGCCAUGGCCACAGAGCAAGAUUAUCUCAAUUGGGAGAAGGAACAGAAAGAGGCAGAAGAGGAGCUACGGAGACUGAACCAGCAAAUGCUGUCAGCGAAGGAUCUCAAAUCAAAACUAGAUACUGCAUCUACCUUGCUGCUCAGUCUAAAAGUUGAAUUAGCAGCUUAUAUGGAAGCCAACUUGAACCAGGAAGCUUGUGAGGAAAAAGGAAAUUCGCCAGGUGAGUUAGGAGACUCGAUGAAGACAACUCAUUCAGAUGCAGAAUUGGCAGUAGCUUCGGCAAAGAAAGAGCUUGAGGAUAUGAAGAUCAACAUUGAAAAAGCAACUGCAGAAGUAAAUUGUUUGAGGGUUGCAGCAUUGUCUCUCAAGUCAGAACUUGAAAGGGAAAAGUCAGCUCUUGCCGCCAUUAAGCAGAGAGAAGGAAUGGCAUCAAUUGCUGUUGCCUCUUUUGAGGCAGAGGUGAAUAGAACUCAAUCUGAAUUGGCUCUUGUUCAAAUGAAGGAGAAGGAAGCCAGGGAGAAGAUGGUGGAGCUGCCCAAACAGCUACAGCAAGCAGCUCAAGAAGCAGAUCAGGCCAAAUCUCUCGCUCAAUCUGCCCUUGAAGAACUGAGAAAGGCCAAGGAGGAAGCUGAGCUAGCCAAGGCUGGCAUAACUACCACAGAGAUCAGAUUACAUGCAGCAAGGAAGGAGAUCGAAGCUGCCAGGGCAUCAGAGAGGUUGGCACUUGCAGCAGUCAAAGCAUUGCAGGAGAGUGAAUCAACCAGAAGUAAUGACGGUGAAGAUGUCAGUGCUGGAGUGACACUUUCUUUAGAGGACUAUUAUGCCCUUAGCAAGAAGGCGCAUGAGGCUGAGGAGCAGGCCAACGUGAGGGUAGCAGCAGCUAUUUCCCACAUAGAAGUGGCCAAGGAGUCUGAGUUUAGGAGCUUGGAAAAAUUGGAAGAAGUGAACAAGGAGAUGGCGGUGAGGAAGGAAGCAUUGAAAAAUGCAACAGAGAGGGCUGAGAAGGCCAAGGAAGGGAAGCUGGGAGUAGAGCAACAGUUGAGGAAGUGGAGAGCUGAUCAUGAACAGCGGCGUAAAGCUGGUGGCACUGGUGAAGGGGUUGUAAACCCUGCAAGGAGUCCAAGGAUGAGCUUUGAGGAUUUGAGAGAACAAAAGAGUUUCAUCAGAGAGGCAGAGGCUGCUGCGCCUUUGCAUCAUGUACCAAUCCCAAAGGCCUUUGUACCCAGAAAUGACUUGGACACUGAUUCUACUCAAGAAGUUAAGAUUGUGAAGAAGAAGAGGAGAUCACUGUUUCCACGGAUCAUCAUGUUUCUGUCCAAGACGAAGCAACGAUCAUCAAAGUCAUAACCUCCUCGUGUCACAUGUUGUUGUUGUUGUUGUUGUUGUUGUUGUGUCUAAUAUUUUUCUGUUUUAAGCCCAAAGUGGGACCCAAACUGCUGGAGUUGAUCCACCGGAUUUGUCUGUAUAGUGUAGGCUGGUGAGGAUCCUGUAUGAUUAGUUGAUCUGUUCAGAGAUUUGCUUCACACUGGUUUUAUGGUUGAUGGUUGGGAUGGAGAUAAUAAGUUGUGCAAAUUCUUACGUUUUUUUUUGUUAGGAAGGGGGUCUUUAAGCUUGUACUGUAAUGUAGUAAGCUUAAUAAGUUUGCUGAAAGGAAAAUGGAUGACUGUACUGGAUUUUCUGUUAUGUCUUGCUAAAUAAUAACCCUGAUUCUUAAUUCUCACCUUAA
Molecule: messenger RNA, 3421 nt
Organism: Telopea speciosissima
Lineage: Eukaryota; Viridiplantae; Streptophyta; Magnoliopsida; Proteales; Proteaceae
Product: protein WEAK CHLOROPLAST MOVEMENT UNDER BLUE LIGHT 1-like
Exons: 5
Coding region: 301-3042 (913 amino acids)
Source: RefSeq, a predicted model, not a curated record